Molecule: messenger RNA, 4199 nt
Organism: Magallana angulata
Lineage: Eukaryota; Metazoa; Mollusca; Bivalvia; Ostreida; Ostreidae
Product: microfibril-associated glycoprotein 4-like
Exons: 16
Coding region: 411-2627 (738 amino acids)
Source: RefSeq, a predicted model, not a curated record
UAGAAAUAUACACGGCGAUUUCCAGUUCAACUUCAACUACCUAUGAUAACAUUUCCGAGGGCUAUUAUGACAGACAGAUUGGUCAAUUCAUUACACCAAACUCGGGCCGACACGGGGAACUUCCUAGAAUUAGAGAUGAUAAUCCUGAUCAUGUAGAUCAGAGAAACUCCAGUAACCAAGAACAUACUAAAGACUCCAAACGUCAAUGUUUUAUUGUGAUCCUGUCAGUUUUUGCCGUCGUUAUAUCAACUACUGUUGCAACUAUUGCUGUCCUGUACCUUCAAGGAAAAGAUAAUGUUCGGUUAUCACCCAACAAUUCUUUCCCGGAGUAUUCAUCUUCCACAUCUUCCUCGUACAAUGAUCAUACCAAACCCUUGCCAGAGUAUCCAUCAACCACAUCUUCCCCAUACAUGUAUCAUAAUACUACCAAACCUUCCGCAGAUCAUCUACCCGGAAGCUGGGGAACACGUUUUAUUGUGUUGUUCAUGCAAAACAUACGGAAUACGAAGAAAUCCAUUUACGUCACAUCAGUCAACGGAAUACGGAUAAACGUUACAACGUCGGAACGUCUCAAUAGUUCUCUCAAAAGUGAAAUUGACCAAACCACCAGUAUAUACUCUUUUGAACAAUUCUUGAUUCCAAAUUCAAUGGAGUUAGAAGGCUUUAAGAUAGAAACGAAAUGUAUAUUAAUUGAAACUUCUCAAAAUUCUAUGGUUUUAAGUCAGGCUGAUGUCUAUUCAUCGGUUGGGAUGACAACUCAUAUCCCGAUACAUAAACUUUCAACUACAUAUGUUAUUGUCUCGACAAAUCCGGUAAAAUACUUCAGUCAAUUUGCAGUUGCUUCAAUUAAUGAAAACACAAUGAUAUCGAUAACCUUCCAAAUGAAUGAUACAUUACAAAUUGACGGGAAAAUAUAUCGGAGUGGGGAAACUUUUAGCAUCAAACUCAACUGUUAUGAAACAUACCAGAUUCAACAUACUGUGGACUUGACAGGAACGUUCGUUCAGUCAUCUUUACCUAUUGCCGUCUUCUCUGGAAAUGAUUGCAACAAAUUAAAUGGGCAAGGGUUUUGUGAUCACCUAAUUGAACAAUUGCCACCGACAUCCCGAAUUGAUGCAGUAUAUGUCGUUCCACCCCAUCUGUACAGCAAUACCAAAAUACGAGUCAUAGCCAUCGAUAAAUCAACAAUAUUCUACAACUGCACAAAUAAGACUCUCUACAAGUCGUAUAAGCGUAUGGAAUACUUUGAUAUUGAUAUUUCAAGCAACGGAGUGUGUUAUAUUCAAUCGAACGGACCUAUUUUGGUAGCAAGUUUCGGUUUAUCUUCUUCAAUAAGAUACAUCAGUGAUCCUUCAAUGGUUAUUGUUCCAGGAUUUCAUCAGUACCAAAAUUACUACAAAAUAAUAGUUCCUUUUGGAUAUGAUUACAGUUAUAUUACAGUUAUUAUGGAACAAAGCGACAUUGCUGAUUGUUUUAUCAAUUAUGUUCAGGGUUCAAGAGGGUCCGGAUACGCACAGUUUUCACCUAUCAGCAGUUCAAUCAAUUCAAAACAGAGCAUAGCAAUAUACACGGUGAUUUCCAAUUCAACUUCAACUACAUAUGAUAAAAUUUCAGAGGGCUUUUAUGACAGACAGACUGGUAAAUUCAUAACACCAAAAUCGGGCCGACAGGGGAAACUUCCUAGAAUUAGAUAUGAUAAACCAGAUCAUGUAGAACAGAAAAACUCCAACAGUAACCAAGAACAUACUAAAGACUCCAAACGUCCAUGUAUAAUUGUGAUCCUGUCAGUGAUUGCCGUUGUUAUAUCAACUACUGUUGCAACUAUUGCGGUCCUGUACCUUCAAGGACAAGAUUCUCCCAACGAUAACGGAAAUAUGUUGCGCCUUAACCGAAGCUAUCUAAGAAGAAUUAAUGGAACCGAAAUCUUCAGUGACUGCAAAGAUCUAAAGCUGUUUGGAAACGAUAGUGAUGGGCUUUACACUGUAUACCCCGACCCACUUACAGAGACGCCAGUCGUCGUGUACUGUGAUAUGACAACGGACGGUGGAGGAUGGACGGUGUUCCAACACAGACGAGACGGGUCUGUUAAUUUCUAUCGUCAAUGGGACAGUUACAAGAAUGGCUUUGGAGUGGCAUCAGGAGAGCAUUGGAUUGGUAACGACAAUCUUCACAAGCUUACUACUUUAGGAACCACUGACUUGUAUGUUCGUCUAGAAGCAUUCAGUGGACUCUGGUAUUACGCCAAAUACGGCGACUUUAAAGUGGCUGAUGAAUCCGAUGGCUACAGACUGAGUCUUAAAGCCGGGUCGUAUGAAGGAAAUGCUGGCGACGGCAUGGACAAUCAUGGAAGUACAGAUCCAAGUGGCAUGCAAUUCAGCACCAUAGACAUUGAUAACGAUAACGCCCCCGCGCGGUGUACUUUUGCUCGCCAGGGGGCGUGGUGGUAUAACGUUUGUACGCUGACAAAUCUGAAUGGGAUUUAUGGGAACGGAACCUGUUUGACAACUGAAACAUGUAACUUUUGGUAUCUGAUAAGUUCAAGCUAUGUCGGUGUGAAAACUUCCUAUAUUAUGGUUCGGCGUUUAGAAAAUCAAUUUUAUUGUGCAUCGUGUAAGUCAAGUAAAUGAUCUGAUGUUUGUACUGUAUCUUCAUUAUUAUUCCGAUGGUUUAGGAAUAGUUUUGAUUUAUUGUUUUAUGUAGUUUUUUAAAUUACAAACUUUUUUGGUUUUUUUAUAUUAUAACAAAAAUGUGUAUUAUAUUCAUUGUAUUGUUAUCUAUACAUUCAUAUAUAAAUUAAUGUUAUAUGAUCAAUUAAGUAUUUCUAUUAAUAUUUCAUUGUGUCUUACAUCAGACAUGCAAUUCUAGUUAAAAUGCCUCGUAUCAUGUUCAGUCAUUUGUUGUUUACCUGUCAAAAACCUAUUAUAGACGUGAUUCACCAAAUCAUUUACAUGUUUUGAAUUAUCGUUCGUGUUUUGACACUACCCCCGUACAUUGUUUACAUUUUUGCGAAAUCAAUUUAUUUGCUUUGACACGUUAUUAGAUCGAGUAAAUGCAUGAUCAUUGUUUAAAACAUGUUUAUAUUUACAAAAUUAAUCACCCUGUUCAGUUUCAUGCCAUUUUAAUGCUCUUUCCGCGAGAUAAUCGUCAUUUUACCGCUCAAAAAUUUCUAUGUACGGAAUAUGCUUCACGAACCGCUUCACUCUUCAACAUGCAACGUAUUCUGACACUUAUUUUUGUGUUAGCAACAUUUCUUAAUUUUGUGUUAUAUCAUGUAUUAUUGUAUUUAGAUGCUGACCACUAUUUUCCCGUAGUUUUACCUCAGUGUGGUCAGUGAUUGCUUUAAUCGGUCACCUUGAUUGAUGAACUGUGUCUUCAUAGCGAGCUUCCAUAUUCAAGUGUAUCGCUACGCGCACUACUUCAGAAGGUGCUUAAUUUCAAUUUUUUUAAAGUGUAAAAUAUUGCAAGGAUGUGUAUUAAGGCUAUAUGCGUAUUUUGACAUAGAAAUAUGUGUCCGUGUUAUUAAAUUAAUCCUGACAAGGCUUUGUAUAGGAAUAACAUGUUUUUUUAUUAUUUAAAAUUUAAAAAUAAAAUAUUUUAAAUAUGCUUGUUCUGAAAUAUAGGAUACUUGUCCGGAAUGUCCAUGAUCCGUACAGAUUUCUGAUUGGUUGUUUGUGUCCAGACAGAAAAGGACAAGUAUUCGUUGUUUGGAGAAGUUUAUACAUAUAUACUAGUUCCAGCAGCAGUAUCACUUGAACACUCGUUCACAUCCCGUUCGGUUAAGCACUCAUAAAUUCAAAUAGGUUAUUCAUUUUGAUAACGAGUUGUCCGGAUGUCCGGAUAAGGCUGACUGGAUUAUUUACAAUUUACUGGAAUUUAUGAGGACUUAAUUAGCAUACCUAGUACAAAUGGGGAGGGAGUUUGAUUUUACCAGAUAGAAUUAAACUUUUUGUUUUGACUAAAGCUUUCCGAUCGGCGCAAGUUUAUGCAUUUAAUAUUUAUUAAUUCAGUACAAUUCCUAUACGCUGUUUUUAGUUGAUACUGAGCUUGUGAACGACAAAUCCGUUAGAUACUUGUAACAUUUUAUUUUAUUUUUGAAACGUUUAUAGCCCCGGGUUUCAGGUUGUAUUGUUUGAAAUGGUCAGUAUCUUUGUCUGUGUUGUGAUAUUUAUAUAUUAAGCCAUCCUGAAUAAAUAGAUGUG